AUGCCUUACGCAGAUCCAAUGGAAGCGGGUCCCUCCAAUUCUGAUUCUAAUUCCACCUUCUCCCCUAACAAGGAAGCCAUAAAAGCCGACAUUGAAGCAUUGCGCUCCGCUUUUGCUUCCAGAUGUGUAGAUCCACCCCUGGGAUGGCCUGCAAUCCAUGCCUUCGAGUCCAGAUACGGCAUAAUUCUUCCGGAGCCAUAUCGGACCUUCGUAGCCGAGGUGGCCAGCGGAUGCCGUGACGGCCCUCCAGAAUACGGCCUCAACACACUCAGUAAUUGUUGCAAUAGGGAUGACCCGGACAUGGCCCGCCUCGCUUUGCCAUUUCCGCUAACAAAAAAAUGGCUAUGGGAGGACUCUCCAGAGCCUCCAGAGGGUUUCCCGUCAUCCGCUAUUGGUCAGGAUGGUGAGGCAGAUAUUUUUGGCCGCGGCUGUCUCGAUCUGGGGACAGAGGGGUGCGGCAUGGAUUGGUACCUUAUCAUUACUGGGCAGCAGCGUGGGCAGAUCUGGCUCCUGACUGGAGAAGGGGCUGUACCUUUUGGUGAGCUGUUCGAAUCCAUGAAGGUCCAGCCGGGGUUCGCUGGGUGGGCGCUUCAUUGGGCUGCAGGGAAGGAGUUGAUGGGCAGUGAUGAGGAGUAUAGCAUGUAA
Histoplasma capsulatum G186AR is the source of this 645-nucleotide messenger RNA. RefSeq lists its product as uncharacterized. The transcript has a single exon. The coding region runs from base 1 to 645 and encodes 214 amino acids. NCBI's taxonomy places the organism in Eukaryota, Fungi, Ascomycota, Eurotiomycetes, Onygenales, Ajellomycetaceae. The record is from RefSeq and is a predicted model, not a curated record.